This is a messenger RNA of Rhineura floridana, 1986 nucleotides long. RefSeq names its product family with sequence similarity 174 member B (gene FAM174B). The transcript has 3 exons. The coding region runs from base 542 to 973 and encodes 143 amino acids. The record is from RefSeq and is a predicted model, not a curated record. Lineage: Eukaryota; Metazoa; Chordata; Lepidosauria; Squamata; Rhineuridae.
CUUUAUGGCACCCUUGAGCAUAGCCGGGGCCGCUGCUGUUGCUCACCCUUGGGUGCUGCUACUUAAUUGAAAAACAAACAAACAGACAAAGUGUUGGGGAUUGGGCAGUGAAGUGCGACUCUCUCUGGAGAGACGACUCUCCCCUCCCCCCGCUCUGAUUUGUCUUGCACUCCUUUUCUGAUGCGCGGCAACGGCUCCCUCCGCAGUGAUGACGCGGCGUUGAAAGCGGAAGGAGGAAAGCACUCUGCACUUGCGCAGGGGCGCCGUUCACCUCUGCUUGGCGCCGAGGCCUGUACUACGCCCCCCGGUUGGUUGCCUGCCUGCCGGCCUGCCGCUCCUUCCUUGCGACGGCGGCGGCUCGGGCUCCUCCUCUGCCCGCCUCUUCGCGCGCCCUGAUCCGGCUCCGGGAGCAGAAGCAGGUGGCAGGGCGGGUGGAAGCCGUCUAGCCACGCCACGCCGGGAAAGUCGCCGCGGUGCAGGCCAGCAGCGGAGCCCGCCGGGUCUGAGCGCGCCUCCGUUCCCGCCUCCGUUCCCGGCCACGAUGCGCUCCCUCCUGCUCCUGCUUCUCCUCCACCUGCUCCUGCCCGCCUUCGCCGCCGUGGCGCCGCCGCCUCCUCCGCCUCCUGCCCCCAACGCCAUCCCCGCCGCCGGCUCCAACAGCAGCCGCCCGAGACUCUCGGCGCCCUCGGAGCCGCCGGCCCGGAACCACAGCGGCGGCGCCCAGCUGCACCCGGUGUCGGCUCUGCUGCGGGAGUUGCCUGCGCUCAAGGCCGCCGUCAUCGGGGUUUGCGCGGCUAGCGUCGGCCUCAUCGCCUGCCUGCUGCUCCGCUUCGUUAGGUCUGGCAGAAAGAUUAAAAAAACCCGCAAGUAUGACAUCAUUACAACUCCGGCAGAACGGGUGGAAAUGGCUCCCUUAAACGAAGAUGAGGAAGAAGACGAGGAUUCCACAGUGUUCGAUAUAAAAUAUAGGUGAGGCUGUUGCACAGAGCCCUUCAGGACUGAAGUCUGCGGUCGAGAACCUUGCAAGAACGUCAGCAGCAGAGGGGAGAUGGAGGACAGAACCUGAGCGUCAAAGAAGCUCAAACAUUUCCACUGUUCCAAAUAUAUAUGUAUAAUUCAUGAUGGAUUUUGACAGCAGACAGCCGCACGUCAUCAGUGUUGCCACUAUGUUCCUGGGUACAAGAUCAGAAGCACUGGAGGUGGUUUUCUUUCUGGACUCUGCUUUUCAACUGGAGGACACCCCUUUUUUCUCCCGUUAGCGGUUUGGGUACCUGUGACAAAUUGCAGAACUAGAUUUGUAGGCCACCCCAGAGCCCUAGUUACAGGAGCACAUUGUUCCAAUGCUCCAAGGCAGCUGAUGGGCUCUCUGCCCCCAAAUGCUAACCUAGACAGAUGGAUGUUCUCUGCUGCACCUAAAACCUCUGGAAUGGUGUGGUUCUGGGCUGGCAAAAAAACCUUGGCUCAUUGUGUGAAAGCUCAGGACUUGUGUAAACCGUGCUGAAAUGGAUGAUCCCGUGUCUUGGUGUGUGUGCGUGUGUGUAUUUUGUGGGUGAGACAUAGGCAACUGUGAUGACUUGCUACUACUGAUGAUAACAGUUGCACUAAUCACCUGCUCUGCAAUAAGAUUCUCUGUUUUUUCUAGGGAGAUGUAUCUCUCCAAAACCCUUUCUUUUGAGUUGCGGGGGGGGGAGGGGAGAACGCAGCCAGUUUUCCUUGCACCAACGUCUCUAUUCCAGAGGAAGUCCGAUCUGACAGUAGGGGUGCCUAACCUGCAGCCCUCCAGAUGAUGCUCUGGCCAUUGGCCAUGCUGGCUGGGGCUGAUGGGAGUCAGAGUCCAGCAACAUCUGGAGGGCUGCAGGUUCGCCACCCUUGUCUUACAGUAAGAGCUGUUUUGUGUUUGUUUCUGCCUCUGCCUGCCGUUGCCUGUCUUUAUUCUCUUGUAUUAUAUUUCAAGACAAUCUGCAGUGAUGCUAUUAAAGAGCAAUU